Molecule: messenger RNA, 1694 nt
Organism: Scomber japonicus (chub mackerel)
Lineage: Eukaryota; Metazoa; Chordata; Actinopteri; Scombriformes; Scombridae
Gene: pold3
Product: polymerase (DNA-directed), delta 3, accessory subunit
Exons: 12
Coding region: 56-1393 (445 amino acids)
Biological process (GO): DNA synthesis involved in UV-damage excision repair; nucleotide-excision repair, DNA gap filling; DNA strand elongation involved in DNA replication
Cellular component (GO): delta DNA polymerase complex; nucleus
Molecular function (GO): DNA-directed DNA polymerase activity
Source: RefSeq, a predicted model, not a curated record
GCGCAGUUAAACGGGCUCAAAAAAGAGGCUCACAUUCCCGGGAAAUACAGCAAAAAUGGACGAGCUUUAUUUGGAUAAUAUCGACGAAUAUGUCAACGACCACGACAAGAUAGUGACUUAUAAAUGGCUGAGUCUCACUCUGGGAGUCCAUGUCAACACAGCAAAACAGAUGCUCUAUCAUUACCUGGAUCACAAGAGGAAGGAAAGCUCAGCUCAGCUUCAUGCUACCUAUCUGGUGUCGGGGAAGUUUGUGGGCAACGGCCAGGCGAGUCACAAAGUCUCCGUUGUCAGAGAGGAGCAGCUGGAAGACUUCAAAUCCAAGAUGAGUUUGAUAGUGAGCGUCCAUGUGUACAGCGUCCAGAAAGCUUUACUGAAAGACAGCGGUCCUCUCUACAGCGUUGACUAUGACGCUGUGAAAGACAAUUUGAAGAACUGCAGCAAAUACAGUGCCAUCCGCUGUGCCACUGCGGUGCCCAUGUCGUCUGUAGAGCUGCAGCGAGCGAGAACAGUGCAGCAAGAGCCUGCACCAGAGCCUGAAACCAGGAAGUCUGGCAUGAAUGGCAACGCUAAUAUCGCUUCAAAAUCUUCCACUAAGCCGCAGAAAGGCAUCAUGGGAAUGUUUGCUAAUAAAGCUGCUCCUAAAAACCAAGACAGCAGCAAAGAGAUAAAGUCAGAGGUGAAGGAAGAUGCACCUGUGGUCGAAGUCGCCAAAGCCAAACCAGCUGCAAAGGCAAAUCCUAUGAUGAACUUCUUUGGGAGUCAAGCAACAAAGAAACAAGACAAAACUGUGAAGGAGGAGGAAGCUGCUCCAUCGUCUUCCUCGGUAGAGCCGCAGCGUGCAGCCAGUUCAAAACCUGAAGAAAAACCACAAGCUGCUGCAGUGGAGAGACCCAAAGACACUAAGAAAGACUCUAGGAGCAAAACUAAACGAAUAGAGGAUUCUGACAGCGAGGAGGAGAAAAUGGAGAAGAAAAAGAGACGGAGGAUUAAGAAGCCUGAACCAGACAGCAGCGAUGAAGAUGUCAUCCCAGAUUCUCCACAGCAGAUGGAAACAAGAGAACCGUCACCACCGCCUCCUAAAAAGGAGCCUGAACCUGUUGCACAUCGAGGCGACUCUGAGGUGAAGACGAGGAAGAGGAGACGAGUCAUGAAAUCUCGUACGUUUGUGGAUGACGAAGGAUGCAUCGUGACGGAGAAAGCCUACGAGAGCGAAUCGUACUCUGAAGCAGAAGAUGAUUUUAAACCCACCAAACAAGCUCCAAAACAUCCUCUCCCUGCAAAACAACAGAAAAGCAACAAAGAGGACGAGAAGAAAAGUCAGAAGAAAGCGUCUGCAAACGCCAAUAAAGGAAGUAAACAAGCUUCAAUUAUGGGAUUCUUCCAGAAGAAGUGAUGAAGGACAGAAUCAGACACUUUAAUUAUUAGCACUGAGGAACAACAAGCACUGCUGCUGAAGUCCUGUCAUGAUCUUUCAGCAACACAAGACGUGUCCAGUUCAGGAUGACAAAUCACUGUUACACCACAUCAGCUGUAAAUACAUGUCGUACUUAAUUAACAUGGGUGGAAAAUAAACAUGCAUUUUACUUUAAAAACAUUGCAAGUGUGGUGCUCAGUUUUUAUUCAGCUGUUGCAUCAUUGAGGCCGCGACUAAUUACAGCUGGAAAUGUGUUGUUUGUGUGUGUACUGGUUACAAU